Physeter macrocephalus (sperm whale) is the source of this 1173-nucleotide messenger RNA. RefSeq names its product WD repeat-containing protein 87-like. The transcript has 2 exons. Lineage: Eukaryota; Metazoa; Chordata; Mammalia; Artiodactyla; Physeteridae. The record is from RefSeq and is a predicted model, not a curated record.
AUGGGCAAAACUGAGGGUCAGGCCCCUGCCCCAGCCCCAGCCCCAGCACUUACCUCUAUACCAGCUAAAAGGCCUUGCCACUCAGAAGUAAGAUUCUCAGUUGAGCACUGGAUUAGUAAUGCUUUAAUAAGACUGGAAGCAGGAGAACAACUUUCAAGGGACAGUUUCCAUGGACUGAGCCAACUCCUCAGACACUUUACUUCAAAGGGAUAUUUGAAAUGGAUGCAUCUGUACAAUCUUAAAGCCAUUGCUAAACACCUCCAGCAGAACCUACAGAUAGGUCACAUAGAUAUAUCACAACCCUAUAAAGAUGUUUUGAGUCUAGUACACUUAAAAGUGAUCCCUCCAAUUAGAAGAAAAGAAAUGGAGAGCUGGCUAGAGCCAUUCCCUAUCCCUGAACCACCCAGCCCUGCACCAGUGUUACCAUCAACUACCAAGAGAAUUCAAGACCCAAAGGCUAUAACUUGGCAUCUUUUAGGAGAGCCUUACAGGAGUGCAUGGGCACAGCAGUUAUCCAAUGUUCUCGAAGAGAUGGAAGUGUGACCUUUUUAUCCUGCCACAAGAGACUUUUUCACAGGUGCCCAUACCUCUGUGGAAAAACAAACUCUAGCACUGAGGUUUCAGAAGGAUCUCAGGGCUUUUAAGGGUAAAGGCAGGCCCCUCAGGUUGCCCCAGCUGCAGAAGAAGGCACAGCCCAUCUCUAAAGAAAAGGAAGAGCUGCCUCAGUGGGAGACAUUUGUGGCAUUGUACCGUGUUUUGCGGGUGUUGCAGGAGCGAUAUGCUAAAGACAGUGCUGCUUGGAUGGAUCAGUUCUACCGUCUCAUGGACCUGUACCAACUUAAGUCCCCCAGAAUCCAGAGGCUGCUACUAGAGUUGCUGCAGAGAAAGAAACUCCAACCACAAGAGACCAUCUACAAAAAGGCCCUGAAAACCAAGGAGUUGGUACUUGGUGAACGGUUAUUCUAUGGCCUGUUUUGUGGUAGUUCUCAUGUCCCUGCAGGUCCCCUUGAGUUCCAGAAUGUUGUACCCUCGCCUGGGCAGAAUAGGGUGCAUACUAUCCAACCUGUGGGCAUCACCCAGUAUGGGUUCUUAGAACUUGCCUGGAAAAGGCUACCACAAGUCAAUCCUUACCGAAUUGAGAGGCUGCCCAAUAUCUCUACUCCCACUCUCUGA